GUGCCCUGAUUGAGGGAAGACAGGCUGUGAGACCGAGUUAAUUGAUACACUCCAGGAUGCGCAAGCCGACUGUCGAUGUGCUCGCUGUCGGGGCCUUGCUCUGCGUGUCGCUGUAUCUGACAUGGACGCUGUUCAGCUUCGCCAGAGAGGUGGACCAGCUGUUACUGUUGGAAGCCAACAUGCCAGCAGCCCGUUCGCCCAAACCUACUGAUUCGUGGUCCUGGAUAGGGAACGACCACCCUGUUCGUCUUCCAAUAGAAGAACGACCUGUCAAAAUGAUCGUUCAAGAAAGCACGCAUUUCCCCCUAUCUGGACCCGAAGCCAAAGACGAAUGGCUAUGGACCGCCACGGUCGGCGACGGGCACGUCCGCCUGGGCAAAGACAUGCGCAUGUUCGCUGUCGCCAUGUUCCACCAACUCCACUGCCUCCGAGGCGUCCGCAACGCCCUCGAAAAGGGCUGGAAGAACCUCCACCCAGCUCGGAAAGGCCACAUCAACCAUUGCUUCAACUAUCUGCGGCAGUGGGCCCUAUGUUCUGCUGAUGUUACGCUGGAGCCGGGAGACUUUAUGACGAGGAAUUUCACGGUUGAACGGGCGGGGGCGACACAUACGUGUGUCGACUGGAUUCCUGCGUACGAUUUCAUGCGAGACCAAUGGCGAGCAUGGGAAAAAUUUCGAGAUGAGCACAAUAUUCCUAUACACGACGAUGUCACGUAG
Molecule: messenger RNA, 716 nt
Organism: Coprinopsis cinerea okayama7#130
Lineage: Eukaryota; Fungi; Basidiomycota; Agaricomycetes; Agaricales; Psathyrellaceae
Exons: 3
Coding region: 57-716 (219 amino acids)
Biological process (GO): mycotoxin biosynthetic process
Source: RefSeq, a predicted model, not a curated record